Sinocyclocheilus grahami is the source of this 1883-nucleotide messenger RNA. RefSeq names its product collagen alpha-1(X) chain-like. The transcript is spliced from 9 exons. Gene Ontology annotation, molecular function: extracellular matrix structural constituent conferring tensile strength. Lineage: Eukaryota; Metazoa; Chordata; Actinopteri; Cypriniformes; Cyprinidae. Bases 43 to 849 code for a protein of 268 amino acids. Gene Ontology annotation, biological process: extracellular matrix organization. The record is from RefSeq and is a predicted model, not a curated record.
AAUUGCCACUGGCUAAGCUGAAAAUAUUUUUUUAAAUUUCAUAUGAUUUUGAGUAGAGCUUUUAUUGAGCUUGCUCUGGUGUUUGGGGAUAUAAAAUUCCAAAUAAACCACUAUAAUGGUGGAACUAACUUGCUUGAAUGUUAUAAUGCUCAGGGCCCAAGAGGACCAAAAGGUGAAAUUGAGUUCCCAGGUAUUCAAGGACCUCCAGGACUAAAGGGAGAAAAGGGGGAGCCAGUCGUAUCCAUAGCUGCUGAUGGCUCUCUAAUAACAGGCCUGAGAGGACCCAGAGGACCGAAGGGAAUGAAGGGAGACAUCGACCCUUCUGGACAGCCUGGGAUUGUGGGGCUGAUUGAACCACCUGGACAAAAAGGAGAAUAUGGACUUCCUGGUCGACCGGGCCGGCCUGGAAUAGCUGGAAGGAAAGGGGACAAGGGACAUUCUAGUGGUCCCCCUGGACCUAAAGGGGACUCUGUUGUUGGUCCUCCUGGGGACACUGGUUCCCCAGGCCUUCCAGGACUGCCUGGCUAUGGAAGUCCAGGACCACAAAGGCCACCAGGACCUCCUGGACCACCAGGCACUCCGUCCGCAUAUGGCUCAGCUGCGAAUAUCCCUGGACCUCCAGGUCAUCCAGGGCCAUCUGGAGCUCCUGGCCAUGGAAACCCUGUGAGAACAUAUAAAAACACUCAGACCUUGAUAAGAGAGACCAGUCAGGGUGCAGAAGGGACUCUGGCAUAUGUCAUAGACAAGAGUGAACUUUACAUCAGGGUACGAGGGGGCUGGAAGAAAGUUGAGGCCUCAGAAACUGGUGUGGCACGGCUCGAGUACCACGGGCAUCCAAAUGACAACUAACUACUGUGAAGCCUGGAGAACAGGUGACAUGGCAGUGACCGGACAGGCAUCUCUUCUGCAGACCGGCAGACUGCUGGGGCAGCACACACGUACCUGCUCAAACCACUUCAUUGUGCUUUGCAUUGAGAACAGCUACAUUCAGAGCCCUGGAAGGAACUAGAAAGCUGACCAUUUUUUGAAGUCAAGCAAUGCAGAUGUAGGGAGCAGCAGUAGCUGGCCUGCUGGGGAAAAUAUCCAAUCUACUCUUUAAUUAGGAAGAGAGCUCCUGUGAGAAGUUACAAGCCAGGGAAAAUAGCACUGCAAUCAUGUUUCACUUCUUCUCUGAGCAUGAUGUAAAUAUGUAUAAAUCACCCACUGAUACUGUUCAAUCGACGACCCACCGACUUCUAUUCAACUAUUAGAAUACCAAAGAAUACCUCAGCCAGAUAUCAAGCAAGUGCAGAUCCAUUGUAUGAAUUCACCACAUUACACUGUGCCUUCUCGGAUGAUAUUAACCCCUCCUCAUAAAGACUAAUAUAGAGUUUCUUGUGUGUGUGUGUGUGUGUGUGUGUGUGUGUGUGUAAUGUAUUAACUACAAAUUUGAGACCAUUCUGAUCUUUUUAAUCAGAUUAAAUACCAAUAAUUAGACAUCAGUAAUUGGAUAUACUGUAUCCAAUGAGGGUGUUUUGGAAGUUGUUUAAAUUCACUGUAUUAAUAAUUUCUUGGGUGUUUUUUAAUAGGCCUAGUUUGUUUGUUUUUUCAGACCCAUGAAGCUCCAUUCUGUGAACUUGCUUUAAACUAGUAUUUAAAAGAGGCAAAAUGUCUAAUUUGUAAUGUAAAACACAUCAAACUAAAACAAGUACAUACUUUAAAUGGCAUUAAUUGCAAAAGUUGACAGUGGCCACCACAAUAUUAUAACUCUUCACUGUUUUUAAUCUUUCUAUGACAUAUUUAUAAAGACAAACUAGAAAGUAAGUAACGGUGUUGUUUAUCUUCGUCAAAUUUAAGUAUGAAACAAUAAUAAAGAGAACUCCCGUUCUUUUUUUCAUAUUUGA